Messenger RNA from Amaranthus tricolor (Joseph's coat), 1041 nucleotides. RefSeq names its product NAC domain-containing protein 83-like. Gene Ontology annotation, molecular function: DNA binding. The transcript has 3 exons. The record is from RefSeq and is a predicted model, not a curated record. NCBI's taxonomy places the organism in Eukaryota, Viridiplantae, Streptophyta, Magnoliopsida, Caryophyllales, Amaranthaceae. Gene Ontology annotation, biological process: regulation of DNA-templated transcription. Bases 176 to 865 code for a protein of 229 amino acids.
UUAAGUUAGGUGAACCACGACAUACUACACUUCUUUUGUAUAUAGAAAGAAAGAGUCUGUGAAUACUACUCAAAAUUCCCUCAAAAAUAGACCAUAUAAUAACUUCAUCUACAAGUAAUUAUUAGAAAUAAUAUAAAUUUUACGAAUCAUCACAUAACAUUAUUGUGAAAGGAAAAUGAACAGAUUGCCACCAGGAUUUCGAUUCCAGCCAACAGAUGAGGAGCUUUUGUUUGAAUACUUAAGAUGUAAAAUGUUUUCUCUUCCUCUCCCUGCUUCUAUCAUUCCUGAGGUCUCUUUUUCUAACUAUGAUCCUUGGGACUUGCCUGGUGAUUCCAUGGAAGAGAAGUAUGUCUUCACCAAGAAGGAAACAAAAUACAAGAACAAGAGCCAAUAUAAAAGGGCAACAAGAUCCGGUUAUUGGGAUAUUAUUAAUGGUUCGGAGAAACAUAUGUUUCCUUCUCCAAACACAAACUUAGGAAGGAUGAUAAUGAAGGGCAUCAAAAAAACUUGGGUGUUCCAUUUUGGAAGAUCUGCUAACAAUCAACAUCCAACUCAUUGGUUCAUGCAUGAAUAUAGCUUAGCUCUCAAUAUUGAUCAUAAUUACGAUAGUAAUUAUAAAAUAGAAGAUUGGGUAGUUUGCCAUAUAUUUUUUAAUCAAAGAAUGGAAGAAGAUAAUGAAGCUAUUGUGCUAGAUGAUGGUCAUGGAAAUUAUAAUUUACGUACAACUAGUUGCAUGUUUAAUGACAUGGCAUUGUUCAACCAUUCAAGCCCUUGUUCUUCUUCGUCUUCGUCUUCCUCAAAUUCAAUUAUUGAAGAUUCUUCAAAUGACUUACAAUCUGAUGAAGAAAGCAGUUAUUUUUCGUAAUCAUUGCUUUAAUUUGCUGAGAGUAAAUUACUUACAACUUUCUUCAAAUUACUUUUAUUUUGUAAGAUAGCUUAUUUGUAUUAGAGUGUAGGUUGAGGGAUGGAGUAGACUAUGUGAGAAUCGAAUUUAAAAUCUUUCCUGAAAAAUGGUAUUUAUUUCCCAAUUUUUAAUGGCCU